ACAGCGAGCCAUAUCGCAUUUUUUCGCCUCCCCCCGUAAACACUUGUGUGCAUCGCAGUUUUGGCGUCUUCGCGUGCCCCAGUGGAGCCCCACAGUCCCAGUUGAGCAGCAGCGGCGGCGCCGAGGAUGUAUCAUGGCAAGGAGUGCGGCUAUUGCGCUGAGAAGGACGCCGAAAUAGCCAAGCUGAAGGCGGAGUUGGCCCAAACAACGCUCGAGCUGAACCACUUUCGAUCAUUCCUGGGGCAGCAGGUGACAUUCAGCCACGGCAAGAAUGAUGCCAUUAUCGAGUUCAUCGAUGUGCCCGUGCAGAAUGCGGAACCCGAGGCGGUCCAGGUGAAAUCCAGGAGCAUGUCGCCGGCGUUGGGCAACGUGGGGGCUCCGCGCGACGUGGCGCCGAUGCCGGAGGAGAUGAACUACGCGGCCAAGGGUGGUGAGAUCGCCUUUGGGCACGUGGACGGCCUGGACGUGGCCCAGGCGGAGAUCCUCGAGAUCAUGUGUGGCAUCUGCAGGGACAUUUUCUCCGAUCCGGAGUCCUUCAAUGCGCACUUCGUGAACCACAGCAGCGCCGAGGCGGCGCCCACCACCGACGGGGACAUCAUCAGGGCGUCGCUCAGCGACUUCACGUGUCCCAACUGCCAGCAGCGCUUCGAGCUGGCCACGGGGCUGAAGGAGCACAUGCUGGUGUGCAAGGCGCGCUGCGAGUGCCUCAUCUGCGGCGAGACGUUCGCCGAGAGGCAGUCCUUCCGCGAGCACCUGCAGAAGCACCCGGGCAUGAAGAUCUACGAGUGCGAGCUGUGCUGCAAGGCGUUCGGCGACACGGCCAGCUACAAUCGUCACAUCGUGGAGCUGCACGCCGACCGGGCGUCCACGAUCUGCGACGUGUGCGGCAAGAACGUGAGCCUGCAGGCGUACGCGGCCCACCGGAAGCAGCACGCGAGCGAGGAGUGGAAGUGCAAGGUGUGCCCCAAGAGCUUCCCGUCCCUGCAGGAGUACAACCAGCACAUGAAGGUGAGCCACGUGAAUGGGGAGAAGCCGGGCGCGCUGGAGUGCAGCGUGUGCAAGAAGGUGUUCAGCGCGCAGAACCAACUCACGAAGCACAUGCAGAUCCACUCGGCGGACAAGAAGUUCCAGUGCGAUCUCUGCGGCAAGAACUUCGCCCUCAAUGGCUACUUAAAGAAGCACCUGAAGAAGGUGCACGGCACUGUGUCGGCCUAGGCGCGCGCCG
Molecule: messenger RNA, 1225 nt
Organism: Phlebotomus argentipes
Lineage: Eukaryota; Metazoa; Arthropoda; Insecta; Diptera; Psychodidae
Product: zinc finger protein 570-like
Exons: 2
Coding region: 127-1215 (362 amino acids)
Biological process (GO): regulation of transcription by RNA polymerase II
Cellular component (GO): nucleus
Molecular function (GO): RNA polymerase II transcription regulatory region sequence-specific DNA binding; DNA-binding transcription factor activity, RNA polymerase II-specific
Source: RefSeq, a predicted model, not a curated record